AGGGACUUCCGGGGCUUCGGCGAGGCGGGAGGUUCGGGAGAUUCUGAGUGAGGUGCGUGGCGGAGCUAGCGGGGGGGAAGAGAGAAAGAAAAGCGGCGAGCGCGCUCUUGAGCACGUGCAGAGUGCCGCUCCUCCGGCGUCCAGGAAUGAGGGUGACUCUGAGCGCGUGCAGAGUUCCUGUCCUUGGAACAAGCACAGGGAAGCGGCUCGCCGUAUUUGCUGGAUGCUGCGGCUGCGUCAGUUUGCUCGCCUGAGGCUACCGGACUGGCCACCGCCCUCAGCAUCGCAGGGCCAGGAAGAGGGGAGCCCGCGGGCGGGUCUUCGUAGGAAAGGGCGAUCUCCGCCCGAGAUUGGCACUGCUGGGGGUGGGGGACUGCCCCUUAGCUGCCUCUGGGCCGGGAGCCCCGCUGGAGUGAACGAAGGGGAAUCUGGGUCUUGCCUGUUCUCACCCUGCUUUCAAACCCCUGUUCUCCUUGUUGCAGAGGAACCGUGGGACGAUGGUGCAGCUGGUCGUGUCCCGGUGAGUCUGCACUGGCUUCUAGCGGUGUUGGUCAGGAAUGAUCUCUUUGCUACACUUCGUGACCUAUAAUAGCUCUUCCCUUCCUCGUCUUUUCCUUGCAGGGAUGGGGUUGGAGGUCUAGCGGAGUGGGUGCUGAUGGAGCUCCAAGGCGAGCUGGAAUCGCGAUCUGGGGCUGGCCUAGCAGGGAGGCUCUUGGGGGACCUGCAUUACACCAAAGAGGUGAGAGACUAGCCAGGUGCUUGCGGAUGUGGGGGGGGAGGAGUUCUUGGUUGAGGCUGGCUUCCUUCCAUACCACUCUCUCUGCAAGGCUUGAGUGCCCCCACUGUCUUAUCUCUCUCUCUCUCUAGGGAGUCCCUGUGCUCAUUGUGGGGCACCACAUCCUGUAUGGUAAAGUUGUGCGUCUAGAGAAGCCCUUUGCUGUCCUGACCAAGCAAGCGGUGGCUGGGGGUGAGUCGAGCUUGGGACCAGGCCACUACUCAGUCACCGCCCUCAUAAAGAAGAAGCUGCUCUUCAAAACCCGCCCCAAGCCCAUCAUCACCAAUGUGGCCAAGAAAGCGUGAGGAUGCUGCAGCCCACCUCCAAGCACACUGGUGCCUCCUUCGCAUGGAGGAAGGUCUGCCUACUUCCUUGCAGAGUGCCAGGAACUGUGCCAAAAGGGACAAAUCCUGUCUACUUAGCCAGCUUGUUGGAAUUCAGUGCCUUUUGUUCCAGGUUAUGCAAUCUGUUGUGUGAACCCAGCCCUUGGGAGAACUGCCUUAUCUCAAGAGGCCAGCCUCUGUGGGACUAAAGCCAGUGUCUGGGAGAAUCCAGCAUCCAUGCCCAGUGUGUUCAAAUGGCCAGUGCUUUCCCCAAGAACAGCUCAGCUGUGGGAUUCAACCCAGUGUCUUUGCUAAGGUGCUCAGCCCCUUGCCCCAAAAUCCAGAGACCACUGAACAAAUAAAAGUUACUGGGGCACCCGAGUAAUAUUAGCCAAUCUUCAUCCCAGGGAUGGAGGACUCUGCUCUGGGUUUCUGCUUAGAUCCUCUCCCAAGGGCUGGUGACCUCUACCAAUCUGAUGUCUUCUGGGCUAACACUCCCACCAGUUCCAGUCAGCACUGAUGACUCUCUACAGUUAUCUCCUGCAGAAGCUCAAGCCUUGUUAUGGUCCCUGCUGGUCACUUAGUUCUCCCUGGGUUCUUCAUUCCAUUCUUCAAGGAGCUCAGCACUCUUGGAGACCAUAGCAAUGUGCUUUUUGCCUCUUGGGUUCCCGGGGUGGGGAGCUCAGCUGUUGCUAAAGUGCCUUUUGAGAAAUGGGGUUCUCUUUUUCAGACACUAGGAGAUGAUUAGGUUCUGAUCUGCCUUUAUUUUCUGUCUCUAGGACAUUUUGGGGGAGGGGGUGACUAUUGAAAUCCAGUUCUUUGGGGAGGUCUUGUUGGCAAAUAGGAAAUCAGGCUGAAAUUUUCUGCAGAUUUCAGCUAGCUUAGACCUGGUUCUUUGCCCCUGCCAGUGUCUUCCUCCCACCCCACUCAAAUUGUGUGCACAUUGGUGAAGGGAGGGGAUGGGCAGGAAAAAGUCCCAAAUAUACUCUAGACCAUCUUGUUUGCAAGGUAUUUUUUAUUGUAACAAAUGCAUCAUAGUAAAAAAAACCAAACAACCUUUAUAAAAAAUAUGAAAAUGCAGGUAAAAAAUAAAUAAGUUUACAAAUAACUUU
Messenger RNA from Podarcis lilfordi (Lilford's wall lizard), 2210 nucleotides. The record is from the annotation of a GenBank genome assembly. NCBI's taxonomy places the organism in Eukaryota, Metazoa, Chordata, Lepidosauria, Squamata, Lacertidae.